AUGCCCAACACCAAGACCGUCCGCGUUCCGCAUCUCGGUGGCAUCGAUGCCGCCUAUCAGAUGCCCAGGCCGUAUGACAGCUCCAAGCCGACUGUGGUGCUGGUCAACUCCUUUACCACCUCUUCGGAACUGUACCGCGCCCAGUACAAUGACAAGAGUCUGGCGGAUAUUAAUCUUCUAUCCAUUGAGCUUCUUGGACACGGCCAGACGCGGACAUCGCGCGAACACUGGACCUAUUGGGACACCGCCGAGAUGAACCUCCAGGUCCUGGAUGCACUCGGUAUCAAGAAAGCAUUCGUUCUAGGAACCAGUCAAGGCGGAUGGAUCACCGUGAUGAUGGCGCUUCUGCAGCCUGAGAGGAUCCUCGGUAUAAUACCUCUCGGAACCUCUCUGGACUCGGAAACCCAGAAAACAAGACAGCUAGGAUGCUGGGACGGGCCUAGCCUCCUCAGCCCUUUCGUCAAUGCGUGGACAACCAACCAGCCAGCCCCAGGGUUCGAGCCAUCUGAUGCCUUCUGUGACGCUAUUAUCGCAGCAGGCUUCAACAACUGCUCGGCCGAGUUGCACGAUUUCUGGAGCGCAGCCAUUAAAGGGAAUUACCAGGGCGAUGAGGGCCGUCGCCGGAUCCGCAUGGCGACUAUCAACUUGGCUGAACGUGGUGGACUGCUUUUGAGACUGUCGGAUGUGCGGUGCCCUGUGCUGUGGUUGCAUGGAACUGCAGAUGCGGUUUAUACCGUGGCAAAUGCCAAAGAGCAGAUCGAGCUGUUCACUCAGUCGCCGGAUGCAAAGCUGGUGGUUGUCGAGGAUGGUGCGCAUUUCCUCAGUUGCACCCAUCCUGAGGCUGUAGACAAUGCUCUAUUGGAGUUUGUGAAUAAGUAUAAGUGA
Molecule: messenger RNA, 885 nt
Organism: Aspergillus puulaauensis
Lineage: Eukaryota; Fungi; Ascomycota; Eurotiomycetes; Eurotiales; Aspergillaceae
Product: alpha/beta fold hydrolase
Exons: 3
Coding region: 1-885 (294 amino acids)
Molecular function (GO): catalytic activity
Source: RefSeq, a predicted model, not a curated record